AAAAGGUCAAUAUGACUGAAAAUGUCAAUUGAUUCCAUAUAGGAGCAACUGCCCUUUUAACCAUUUUUCUUUUGUUUUUUGGCAUAAACUAUGAUUGAAAGAGAGAAUCCCCUAAAGCCAAAACAAAUACAUAUUAAUAUUCAUUCAACAGCAAAAUAUUCAUUGUUGCAAGAUCUAUGCAAACAAUGCCAGGUGAGUGUUUUCAGACUCUCAGGAGCCUCUAGUUAAAAAUCAAAAAGGGUCUAGUGAUUGAACUGUGGAAAAACUUUUAAAACCAAAGUGUUAAAAUUACCACAUCAAUAUGUAAUUGAUAAAUGAGCUGAUGAAAUCUUUAUAUAUUGUAUUAGAUACAGGUAUGGAUCAUGUGGAUAUGGAGUUUCUUGAAGAUGAUGGUGACAACAUUUUGAAAAGCAGGAAAAAGGCCAAAAAAAAGAGUCUUAAGCUUAGAUGCAAAAGGAAGAAAAAGGCAAAAUAUAAAGGCGAACAGAAAAGAAUGACGGGUGUAAUAAACUUAGAAACAAAGGAGGAAAGAGUUGAUAAAAUAUUAGAAACAGAGGAGGAAAGAGUUGAUGAAAUUUCAGAAACAGAGGAGAAAAGGGUUGAUGAAAUAUUAGAAACAGAGGAGAAAAGGGUUGACGAAAUAUUGGAAACAGAGGAGAAAAGGGUUGAUGAAAUAUUAGAAACCGAGGAGGAAAGUGUUGAAGAAAUUUCAGAAACCGUGGAGAAAAGGGUUGAUGAAAUAUUAGAAACAGAGGAGAAAAGGGUUGAUGAAAUAUUGGAAACAGAGGAGAAAAGGGUUGAUGAAAUAUUGGAAACAGAGGAGAAAAGGGUAGAAGAAAAUUCAGAAACAAAGGAGAAAAGGGUUGAUGAAAUAUUAGAAACAGAGGAGAAAAGGGUUGAUGAAAUAUUAGAAACCCAGGAGAAAAGGGUUGAAGAAAUUUUAGAAACAAAGGAGGAAAGGGUAGAAGAAAUAUCAGAAAUAGAGGAGAAAAGGGUAGAAGAAAUAUUGGAAGCAAAGGAGAAAAGGUUUGAUGAAAUAUUAGAAACAGAGGAGAAAAGGGUUGAAGAAAAUUCAGAAACAAAGGAGGAAAGUGUUGAAGAAAUUUCAGAAACGGAGGAGGAAAGGGUUGAUGAAAUAUUAGAAACAGAGGAGGAAAGGAUUGAAGAAAUUUUAGAAGUCGUGGAGAAAAGGGUUGAUGAAAUAUUAGAAACAGAGGAGAAAAGGGUAGAAGAAAAUUCAGAAACAAAGGAGGAAAGGGUAGAAGAAAUAUUGGAAACAAAGGAGAAAAGGGUUGAUGAAAUAUUAGAAACAGAGGAGAAAAGGGUUGAUGAAAUAUUAGAAACAGAGGAGGAAAGGGUUGAAGAAAUUUUAGAAACCGUGGAGAAAAGGGUUGAUGAAAUAUUAGAAACAGAGGAGAAAAUUGUAGAAGAAAAUUCAGAAACAAAGGAGGAAAGGGUAGAAGAAAUAUUAGAAACAGAGGAGAAAAGGGUUGAUGAAAUAUUAGAAACAGAGGAGAAAAGGGAAGAAGAAAUUUCAGAAACGGAGGAGAAAAGGGUUGAAGAAAAAUCAGGAACCGAGGAGGAAAGAGUUGAAGAAAUAAUAUCGGACAAUCUUAAGCUUAGAUACAAAAGGAGGAAAACGGCAAAAUAUAAAGGUGGACAGAAAAGAAUGAAGGGUGUAAUAAACUUAGAAACAGAGGAGAAAAGGGUUGAAGAAAUUUCAGGAACAGAGGAGGAAAGAGUUGAAGAAAUAAUAUCAGACAAUCUUAAGCUUAGAUACAAAAGGAGGAAAACGGCAAAAUAUAAAGGUGGACAGAAAAGAAUGAAGGGUGUAAUAAACUUAGAAACAGAGGAGAAAAGUGUUGAAGAAAUUUCAGAAACAGAGGAGGAAAAGGUAGAAGAAAUUUCAGAAACAGAGGAGAAAAGGGUUGAAGAAAUUUCAGGAACAGAGGAGGAAAGAGUUGAAGAAAUAAUAUCGGCCAAUCUUAAGCUUAGAUGCAAAAGGAGGAAAAAGGCAAAAUAUAAAGGUGGACAGAAAAGAAUGAAGGGUGUAAUAAACUUAGAAACAGAGGAGGAAAGGGUAGAAGAAAUUUCAGAAACAGAGGAGGAAAGGGUUGAAGAAAUUUUAGAAACAGAGGAGGAAAGGGUUGAAGAAAUAAUAAUGGACAGUUUUGAUGAGGAUGAUAGAGUCAAAGAUCCAGACUAUAAGUAUAUUGAAGAAAGUGAUGAGACUGAUGAUAGUGAGAUCUUUGAAUGGAAUGCAGAAAAUAUUAAUCAAGUUAUGGAAGAAGCAGAAAAUCAAUAUGUUGAAACAGAUGAGGAGAGAGAAGAAAUGCACAUUGAACCACAAAACAAGGAAGCAGAUAAUGAGGCAGAAGAAAUGCACAUUGAACCACAAAACAAGGAAGCAGAUAAUGAGGCAGAAGAAAUGCACAUUGAACCACAAAACAAGGAAACAGCAGAUCAGGUGGUAGAAAUAGACAAUGAAACAGAAAAAAGAAAUGCUUUUGAAGCAAAAAGUUCUGAUCUAAACUUAGAUGAAUUACCAUGCAAAAGAGUGCUCGAUGACACUGAUUGUCUCUUUGAUGCAACUUAUCCAAAAGUUUUCAUCAAAGUAUUUAAAAAGCAAAACACAAAAUCUAAGCACAACAGAGUAUAUGAUUGUAUCCAUGCAUGUAUUUUCUGUAAUAAACUUUUCACAAACAUACAAAGUCAUUUAGAGAACAAACAUUCAAAUAAAAUGAAAGAGAUAACUGAACUGAAGAAGCAUGUAAAAGAAGCAAAUGAAGAAGAAAAAAAGAAUUUGAAAAAAUCUCUUUCCUUGAAAUUGAACCUUCUGAGAAACAAGGGUGAUAACAUACAUAACAUGAAAGUCCUAAAACAUAAAGUAGGUGAACUUAUACUACCAAGACGAACUUCUACUGGAAAAUUUGUAUUGAAUGAAUAUGGACCCUGUCCAAACUGUUAUGAGUGGAUGAUACUUAACAUUUCAAUUACAAAUCACCAGAAAACUUGCCCAGCAAAAACUCAGCAUGAUUACCAUAAGGGUUCGACAAUGGUUCAAGUAGGAAUAUUAACGGGAAAGGUUCAAUAUAAAGGAUCACAUAGAUUGUUAAAAGAAGUAUUCCCUAUUAUGAAGAAAGAUGAUAUUACUGAUGUUGCAAUUAAAGAUCCUUUAAUUUUAGCAUUAGGAGAUGUUUGGUUAAUGAAAAAUGUUGAUAAUAAAAGGAAAAGAAAGUAUUAUGCUAGUUAUCACAUGCGGUUAGCAUCAAGACUAAUAAGUGCAUUUAGAAAACUUUCUGCAAAUAAAGACAACACAACAAUGAGCAAGAUGCUUUCACCAGAGAAUUUUGAUAAUGUAGCAAAAUGUGCACUUGAAAUUUGUACAGACAAAGAUGGGGAACUCAAGCAUCCAAGCACAGCUGUUAAAUCAGGUUUUGAUAUAAUGAGAAUGGUUUCAUCUAAACUUGGCAUUUCAAUUAAGGAAAGAGAUGAAACAAUGAAGAAAGAGGCAUCAGACUUCCUUUUUCUUAUGAAAAUGGAAUGGAGCAUUAGAGUCAAUAAACUUGCAAGAUCAAUUUUAUCAGAGAGACAAUUCAACAACAAAAAAGAGCUUCCCCACCCGGAAGACAUUGCAAAUUUCGCAUCUUUUCUAAUCAAAGAGUGCCAAUCACUAGACAUUGAUCCUGCUACUGCUGAUGGAAACACAUUCAGACAGACAGCCAUGUUAGUACAAACACGUCUUUUGUUGUACAAUCGCAGGCGACCUGGGGAGCUUGAGGCUAUGAGUUUGGAGUGUUACAGAAAACGAUCUACUAGUGUCAGUGAGACAGACAUCUCUUUAAGACAGCAACUGACUACCCUUGAGAAAAAAAUGCUUCAAACCCAGGAAUUAGUGGAGUUGAGAGGAAAAAAUGGCACCAGAGUACCAGUUAUCUUACCUCCUGAAGUUGUUCCCAGUAUAGAAUUCCUUGCUAAUAAGAUUGUGCGGGAAAAGGCUGGAAUCAAAGAGGAGAACAUGUACCUUUUUGCUAAUACUGCUUUAGAUGUUGUGAGGGCAGGUGAUAGCCUUGAACAACUGAAAACUCAAUGUGGCUCAUUAAAAUAUCCAGAAAGAAUAUAUGCAACCAACCUGAGGAAGCAUUGUGCUACCAUUGCACAAGUUAUAGGGCUUACUGAUCAUGAACUGAAAUACUUGUGCCGACAUUUAGGACAUACAGUCCAAGUGCAUGAAAUGCACUACCGAAGUACAUCAGGGCUUAUUGAAAGAUUGGAGAUUGCUAAGUUAAUGCUUAUGCAAGAAAAUAAUAUGGUUGGAAAAUUUCAAGGGAAAACGUUAAAGGAUAUAACAUUUGAAGAAAUUAUGCAGAAAGAAGAAAAUGAAGAAGAGGUUCAGAGAGAGGAACCUGUAUCACUAGAAGAUACAGGUAUGGAUCAUGUGGAUAUGGAGUUUCUUGAAGAUGAUGGUGACAACAUUUUGAAAAGCAGGAAAAAGGCCAAAAAAAGCACAAGGAAGAAGUGGACAACUACAGAAAUACAAGAGCUAGAAAAGUACAUGCCACAAUAUUUUAAAAAAGAUGAUAAUCCCAAGAGAACAUGUCCGACUAGGGCAGAAUGUUUACGUGCUGUCAAGUUAAGUGAAGAAAAUGGUGGAGAACUAUUCAAGAGAACAUGGGAAACCAUUAAAAAAAAAGUGUAUAAUUCUGUUAUUAAAAAUUAGAUGACCUGACCUAAAAUGGCUGAAAGAAGUGCAUUACAUUUGUAAAAUGUUUAUUCCGUAACAUUAUCAGGUUUUGAGAACACUCAUGUAGAUUGCAAACAUAUAACCUUAUCUAAAAAUGGCAAUAUCUUGUUCUGCAUUAAUAACACAAUAGAAUUUGAGUGUUGACAUCAGGGAUGGGGUAAUCAUAAUCUGUAAUCAUAAUCGAUUGUAAUUGAUUACAUUUUUUCAAGUAAUCGACAGUAAUCUGUAAUCGACCAUAUUUUCAAUUUUAAUACAUGUAAUCGUAAUUAAAUCGAUUACACAGCUACUUUUGCAUAGGUACUAUUUCUUGACCAAAAUCUAUAGUACUGGAAAUCUACUUUUAAUAUUCAGUAUUAUUUUGUUACUUUAAAAUUAUUGUAAUAUUUAGGUACCUUUAUUUUACAGUACUUGAUUUGUACUUGUAAUUUAAGUACUACAGAUUUUUUGUUGCAUUGUUACAUUUUCAGCAUUUUGAAAGUGUCUUUUUCAAAUCUCAUAAAGUUAUGAUGUUCAAACAUUGAAUACAGUGAUCAUUGUUGGUAUUAUUUUUGUACCAAUAUUUUAAGUACAAAUCAAGUACCUAAAUAUUACAAUAAUUCUAAAGUAAAGAAAUAGUACUAAAUAUUAAAAGUAAAUUUCCAGUACUACAGAUUUUAAGUACAGAAACAGUAACUAUGCAAAUCGAUUACAGCAAAAAUUAUGAUGUAAUCAUCGAUUACAUUUCUAUUACUUAAGUCAAAUAGUUUGAUAAAAUAAAACCUAUAAUUUAAAUGAAAAUAGACAACUGCAUGUAUUCACCAGUUUAUAGUACUGCUAAAAUAUAAUGUAUUAAUACUACUUGAGAGUUUAUCAUAUACCUCAUUUAGAUCUCCAUUAAGAUUAACCAGAUCUUACAAAUUUUACUUUAUUUUCAGCUUUUGAAAUAAAUGUCAGACUUAAUGUUUGUCAAUAUUUCUAGACAUUUUAUAUAAUACACAAAAAUGCUAAAAACACGGAAUAGAUUCAAAAUUGAAAAAUACGUGUAGUCCCAAGUUAAGGAUAAGAUAAAGAUAAGAUAAAUAAUAGUUUAUUAAAGUGUCACAUAUUGAUCUACAUUGAAAUACAUAAAAAACGUUAACAUCAUAAAAAAAAGGAUCAAUACCCAGCCUAUAAAGACUUACGAGACACUGUAUAUACAAAUAAAAGUUAUAAAAAGUUAAGUUAUGUACUACAUUGAGGUAGUACAUAGGCAUAAUUGUAAUAAAAUUCCUUAAAGCUUAAUUAAAAAAAAGAACUAAAUUACAGAAAUCGCUCAAAUUUUCAAUAGUAUAGUACAUCUUAUUUGAAAAUAAUAAUAAAAAACAUAUAGAUCACCAAUAAGUGAAAAUAGAUAUUUCAAUUUUAAUGCCAAAAAGUUGCAUUUUUGCACCAAAGGGAGAUAAUUUGAUAAUCAAAGACUUCUUAUCAAUAAGACGCAGACUUUGUUUUGAUUUCAAUUAUGUCUAAUUAAUUAUAAGUGAGAGAUUUAUUACAUUAUAUAUGCCUUAAGGUUUUAAAAGGUGCAAUUAGGGGGAUUAUCCAAACAAUAGGAUAAAUUCAUUCAUGUAAUUAUAAAUUAUAAACUUCCAUCUUUUAAAAUUAAAUCAACUAUUAUUUUUUUUAAUUUUUGUUAAUAAUUAUUUUCAGAGGAAACCUCUCACAUUGCAAAGAAUUUUCUUUAAAUAUUUAUAUGAUAAAAAUAAGUUCAUAUCAAACUUAAGUCAGGAUGACAGCAAAACUUUGCAAACUAUUGAGAAAAUGACCUGCAAUAUAAAGAAGCAUUUGAUACAUUUCUUCAUUUUAUAGCGUGUAAUUGACAGUAAUCGAUAAAGUAAUGUAAUAACUUUUGAUAAAGUAAUCAGUUGUAAUCUAUUACAUAAUGGAUUACAUACAAAAAUAAGUGUAAUCAAUUGCACAAAAAUCCUUCAUGUAAUCGAUUAUUAAUCGAUUACAUUUGUUAGUAAUCGACAUUGUAGACCAUCUAUAAUGUAGCCAAAUUUUAUCUUUUUUUUAUAUGAUUUCAAAAAAAAGUAGAGUCAGGUGAGCGAUACAGGCUCUUGAGAGCCUCUAGUUAAAGAUAGUACUUGUUUAACUGCAUGUUCUUGGAAAUAUUUGUUCAUUUUUAUGAGGUUUUUUGUGUUAUAUCCCAUAGUUCAUAGCAAAACCACCUGAUUUCCUUAAAAAUGGCCGAAAGAAGUGCAUUACAGAAUUUGUAAAAUGUUUAUUCUCUACCUAAAACAUUAUCAGGUCUUGAGAACACUCCUGGUUUUUGUCCUGACUUCAAAUAUAGAUUGCAAACUUAUAACAGCAUUUAAAAAUGGCAAUAUCUUGUUAGGGUUUUCUUUUACUGUUUUGUUAGAAGCAGAAAAAGUUACAGAAUUCUGCAUUGAUAACAAUAUAGAAUUUGAGUGUUGACAUUGUGGAACAUUUAUAAAGCAUAGACAGGUACAUGAACUGGUAUUGAUGUUAACAUUUUUGCAUGAUCACAUCAGUGUGUAUAAUUCUACUGUGAAGUUGGUAAUUUAAAUGUUCUAUAUAUAUUUUAAAAAGGAAAAAUAGUCCAUCGCUGCUAAAAGCAAAUUAUUAUUUCACUAUUUCACUUUCAUUAAUGAUUGAACAAACAAAAAUCAUAUUUUAUUAUUUUUGUAUCUCGUAGCUUAUGCCCCUUAAAGAGCUUAUUUAUACAGAUAUUCCACAAUGCAAUUUCAAAAUGAGAAGAUAAUUAAAACCGCAUGAUUGAUAUGGAGUCAGAAUUACCUGUUGGAAUUAUCAUAUUCAUUUCGGACUUGUUCAGACAACAACUUUGAUGUAUUAGAAAUAUACUUUGAUAGGAACAACUCGCUUUGUAGUCCAUAUCAUAAAAUUUAUGGCAAUGUCAUUGUCUGUAGACAUUUUGUUUCCAGACAAUAAGUUGAGUUUUAAGUGUAUGAUCUCUACAAGCAUUUUUCUGCUUUCCAUACAAUAACACGAGUUAGGUGUAUGGAUCUUGUUAACAUCACUACAUGGUUCCAUUCCACAAAAGUAAGGAAGGGAUUGAUUUUUGGGGUAAUUUCCUUAACUGUUUGGAAAUGGUGUUAAAAACAAGCAUUUUAUUUUAACUGUUGAAUUUAUUUAUUGUUUUGGACAAAUUUUAACGGAAUUAAUUUUGAGUCUUGAAUUAAUGGGAUUCUUUGAUGUUUUGAAUCUUUCCGUAUAUUUUGGUUUUGCUACCAAUUUUCAUGUGGGGGUCAAAAUAGGGUCCAAAAUGAAACUUAAAUUGAUUUCAACAAAAAUUGAAUUCUUGGGGUUUGUGAUGUACUUAAUCUAACGAUGUACUGGUAUUUGGAUUUUGGAUCUCGGGUCCUGUUUUCAAAUUUGUCCAAAUCAGGGUCAAUUUUUUUUGCCUUUGCUUAUCUGUCUAACUUACUUUUAGACAACCAUUAACUUCUCUGGAAGGGUUUAGUUUUAUAAAUAUUUCUUUACUCAUUUUCUAAAUUCCAAAUAAUUCUUAAUUUAGAUAAUAGCUUGUUUGAAACAGUUAUUAACUUUGUGCCUUUUCAGAAAAGUACUUUAUGUAAUUAUUAUUUUAAUUUGCUUUGUUUUGUUUUAUUUUUGAGGCAUUUCUCAUUAGAGAUAAUUUAUUUUAAGUUUAUUAAAACUGGCAGUAGAGUUAAAUUUGGGUUUUUAGUAUUAUAUCUUUAGAUUGUGAUUUGCUAGGUAUUUUCCAUAGAUAAAUGAUGAAAUAAAUUACAGAUAAAAGUCACCUCCCUUACAAUGUUUUUGCUUAUAAUUUAUGUUAAGCUGGCGUUAUAUUUUUAAAUCUUAUUGAGAGGUUUGAUGAUUCACAUAUGUUGUUAGACUCAUUGUUCUAUUUUAUAUUUUAUUUGAAGUGCUGAAUUUAACCAUGUAUUAAGAUCAUAGAUAAAUGUCCAAUUGUAAAGUUUUAA
Molecule: messenger RNA, 8688 nt
Organism: Mytilus trossulus (common blue mussel)
Lineage: Eukaryota; Metazoa; Mollusca; Bivalvia; Mytilida; Mytilidae
Product: centromere protein F-like
Exons: 9
Coding region: 323-4720 (1465 amino acids)
Source: RefSeq, a predicted model, not a curated record